Naegleria gruberi is the source of this 1422-nucleotide messenger RNA. RefSeq lists its product as uncharacterized. The transcript has a single exon. NCBI's taxonomy places the organism in Eukaryota, Heterolobosea, Eutetramitea, Acrasida, Naegleriidae. Bases 1 to 1422 code for a protein of 473 amino acids. The record is from RefSeq and is a predicted model, not a curated record.
AUGGGAAACUCUAAAUCUCGCGCUCUCGGCGCCUUCAGCCCUAAUCAUAGAGGCGAUCGAUUUGAUGAUGAUCAAACAAAUAAUAAUUCAUCCUCACCAUCAAGAUUAACAACAUCCGAGGCAAAGAAGGAUGAAAAACCUCAACUAGCAGCACCUUCCGAACAAUUGAAAUUCAUUACGGAGAGUUAUGAAUCAUUUAAUAGAGUUUUCUUUGGUGAGGAAUUUCUUAAUGAUGGUGAGGUUGAUAAUUCAUCGGUGGAUUCAAAGUUAAUUUUGCCAAUCGAAUUGAUUAGAGUAGUAUUGGAUUAUUGUGAUCAGAAGGAAUUGCAAGCCAUGUUAACAAGUUGUAAAUUAUUGUAUAAUAUUUUGAGAAUGGACAUGUAUUAUUGGCCGCAAAUUACAAAAUAUCAAACAUUUGGUCAAUUGGUGAAAUAUUUGGAGAGUCACGAUUUGUUAUUACAUACUGAGCUGUAUACCAAUGUUGGUCAAGCUUUGCAUUAUACUGAUCUCUCCUUACCAGUGAUGGAUAUAAAGCGAAAGACUGAAUUUAAACUAUUCAAAGGCGAAAAUAGUUGGUCCUUAAAUAGUACCACAUAUUCUGCAUUGACUUCAAAGAAUUGGGAACAUCCUGAUAGGAGAGGAACCUGUUCACAACUCUUUGCUGAGGAAUAUGUUAGAGAUGAUAUUUAUGACAUGGAUAUUCUUAAUUUAAUGGUAAACACCUUGUUUAAGUUGAGACUUCUCGUACAGAAAUAUAAGGUGUCUACUGCAAUUCCAACUCGUGUUGUUCCAAAUUUGAGAAUGGCAUUAAGAGAUUAUAGAAAUUUCUUCCAUUCUCAUCCAAGAUUGAAAUUAUUGUUGAGCGCAAGAGAACGUGAAAAUAUGGAAAUGAACGGCCCAAUUGAGCUAGAAUCUAGAGAAGAUGAAUUGCCAAAACCAAUUGAUAAUUCUUUGAAAUUGCUCUCAGAAAAUGAUUUUGGAAAGCCAAUUGCCUAUUCAUGUGUAUUUUGUAAUUCAAAGGUUGGCGGUUUCACUUGUGUCAAGUGUAAUGAGCUAUUAUUGAUUAAUUCACUCGAAGGAACGGCCAAAUGUCCAAACUGUUCUUCCUCCAUUCAACGACCAAACUGUUGUCAAAAAGAAAUGCAACCUCAAGCGAUUGAUUGGACAAUCCAUCCAUCCACAACUGGACCUCAAUUUCCAUGCAAAUGCUCAGCCAUUGCAUGUCGUUGCUUUGCUUGUUGCUCCAAAGAUUCCAACCCAGAAGGUUCCAAACUCACUUACAAUCAUUUCUACAGAAGAGUUUGGGAAGCUGAUGUGUAUACUUGUUCAGCUAGAUGCAAAGGACAAUAUUAUGAUGGAGCAUUCUCAUGUGGUUCAUGUAAAUCAACAAGAGGGCUCAUUAUGGUUAAUGUUGAUGAUUAG